Magallana angulata is the source of this 1098-nucleotide messenger RNA. Its product is annotated as ependymin-related protein 1-like. The record is from RefSeq and is a predicted model, not a curated record. The transcript has 6 exons. NCBI's taxonomy places the organism in Eukaryota, Metazoa, Mollusca, Bivalvia, Ostreida, Ostreidae. Gene Ontology annotation, molecular function: calcium ion binding. Gene Ontology annotation, cellular component: lysosome; extracellular region. Gene Ontology annotation, biological process: cell-matrix adhesion. The coding region runs from base 87 to 764 and encodes 225 amino acids.
CACGAGGUGUAACAAACACACGUGAUUCUUUACAUAAAUACCCGGAAGAUUUCGUAUAUCGGUAAACCUUAAACAGAAUCUCGGAAAUGCAGUCUCUCAUUCUGUCGAUUGUCGGGCUCUCUGUCCUCUGUCAUCUGUCGUGGGCCCGGGGGUGCUGCGUCCCUAAACAGUGGACCGGGGACAUGGGCUUUAUGGUAGGCACCAACAGGAACGGCAAGGCUGGAUACCAGGCGGGAAUGGUGAAAAUUUUCUAUGAUGCAAGGAACGGAAAAUUUGCAGAAUUCUCAAAGGGGGUAGUUGAUGGACGACCAUUUGAGGGUGGAGUGAUCAUGGAUUUUGAAACAGGAGUUCAGUACACGUUCAUGGAUGGACAUUGUAACACUACCCGACUGAGUCAAAAGGAAUUCAAGGAGGCCUGCAUUCCAGAGGAAGCCAAGGCAGUCAGUGAUACACACAUGGGGACAGCUGAUGACAGCCUGGAUGUCACCGUGUACCAGAUGGCCCGCAAACGCAUCGGAGGGAACAGCUACUUCACCAUCACUAACAAGCUGUGUGUCCCUGUGGGGGAGACCAUCACUGGGACCCUCCCCAUGAGUGGUAUGGGGUAUAUGUCCACCGUUGGGUACACAGGGAUUGAACCAGGAAUUAAAGACCCCAGGGUCUUUGACAAACCCAGGAUAUGCAGCAGCCAAGUAGAAGAGGGCUUUGUGGAUCUUUACCUGAAGUUUGGAUUUCUGAACCACGAAAUGUCCAGUAUUUUCUAAUCAUAAAUGAAAACUAUACCAUAUAUCCAGGAUGAAAUCUCAUCACUUCCGUGAAACUUUAAAUUUUGUGAUCUGCACUUUUUUGUAUUGACAAUGUUCUUGUAACUUUAAUAUCUGAUCAUUCCUUCUAAAUCCUUUUUGAUUUGCAUUCAUACUUAGUCAUAAUAUCUGAAGCCUUCUGGCGUUGAGUUGAUGCUUCAAUCUGUACAAUUUCUUUAGAGAAGAGGGGGCUUGUUUACCUCAUUGUUUUGUGUGUUUUUUCUAAUGGAAAAGUUUAACGUACUAGAAUGUGUACUUUUUUUAAAGUCUUUUCUGAAUAAAAUUAACCAAAACU